This is a messenger RNA of Mycotypha africana, 609 nucleotides long. RefSeq lists its product as uncharacterized. Gene Ontology annotation, cellular component: nucleus; pericentric heterochromatin. Gene Ontology annotation, molecular function: chromatin binding. Gene Ontology annotation, biological process: negative regulation of transcription by RNA polymerase II; chromatin organization. The transcript is spliced from 4 exons. NCBI's taxonomy places the organism in Eukaryota, Fungi, Mucoromycota, Mucoromycetes, Mucorales, Mycotyphaceae. The record is from RefSeq and is a predicted model, not a curated record. Bases 1 to 609 code for a protein of 202 amino acids.
AUGGCCAAAAGCAAUCCAGAUGUGAUCGAGUUUGAGGAAGAUGAGCCUGUAUAUGAAGUAGAAAGAAUUUGUGGACACAGGCAUUCUAAAAUUACAGACCUUGUGGAAUAUUAUAUCAAAUGGAAAGAUUAUGAUAAUACUAAUAAUACAUGGGAGAAAGAAUAUAAUAUUUAUUCUCCAGGGUUGAUAAAGGAUUACUGGGCAAACCAAGAUUACACUCUCGAGGAUUUCAGAAACAAGAGACAUCGCAACAAAAAGCGUGGUAGAAGUGCAGAUCGACGCUCCAAUUCACCUUCAAAAAAAAGUCGUUCCUCUCCUGCUGAUAGUACGGAGCAGUAUAAAGCAGCUUUGGAACGUCAGCAGAUGAUAAAAGAAAUCGAAGCUUCUCAGUUAAAGUCAGCACCUCCUCACGGCUAUACUUGGGCAGAUAUUGAUGAGAUCGUUAACGUGUUCCUUGCAGGGAAAGAAGUUUAUUUUGCAGAGAUUAAAUGGAAGAACUUAGAUAGACAUACCUAUACACCAACAAGACUGUUAAAGAAGUACAAUCCACAAAAGUUACUCGUCUUCUUCGAAAGCCGACUAGAAUUUGCGCCUCCAAAUCGCCACUGA